GGACUACGUAAUUUUCUUUUACCAGUCACGCCUCCCGGAAAAACUCGAUAUUAGCGAAUUUUACGAUACUGCGGAGACUCUUUGUGAUCUUGGCUCUCGAAUCGAUCUCACUAAUUUGCAUCUCUAUGAUGACAAUGGAUUUGGGUCGGCGCAACGCAAAAUUGAGCACUUCAUUUAUAAAACCAAACAAGCAGACGGUAUGUGUACACCAAUACCGUUAACUGGAACAAUAAUCAAUUUGGUUUCAAAGCUCUUGACGUACCGGAAGUUUUCAAAGCUAUACUGACAAGAUCAAAGUGUGAAUUGGAGAAGAUUCUGUCUUGUGACGCUGCUGCGGUAAAUUUUACCCUUGAGGAUGGGACAACGCCUUUGCAUGCUUCUGAUUCUUGGCCGCUAGGUAUUGAAUUGUUACUAAAGGCCGAAGCGGAUGUUAACAAACUGGACCGCCACAUGAGGCCGCCAAUAUCCUAUGCAGUUAGGGCAAAAUGCAUGCCUUCAAUUCGAAUGCUUCUCGCUAAUGAUAGUAUGUUAGGCGAAUGCGAGUCUCCUGUUUUCACGAUGAGAAUUGAGCCUUAUGAGGACAUGGAUAUCCUCAAAAUCGUAUCAGCGGGUGUUGUGAACAGAAGACAACGUCUGUAUGAACUUGCAAUGUCCGCAUGUCAAGAAAUGCAGAUAGACAUACCUUCCUACCUCGAAAAUAGUAAAAUUCUUGAUGCCUUUGCCUGGAAGGUAACAAGGCUUCUCCUCGAUCAUGGGGUCUCCGUCCAGCCCGCACUCUUGCCCUGCCUGGUGAUGGCAAGUUGGAGUAUUUACCACGCAGAAUACUUGUCUCGAGAAGCCGCAGAGUAUCUAUACCAAGCUGGUUUUAAGAAUAUCAAUGAGUAUGACGACUAUGCAUAUACCCCAUGUAUGAGGUGUAUUUAAUGGAUAGGCGCCUAAUAUACCACAAAUUAUGUUCGAAUUAUAUUCACACUCGAUCAUGUGGCUCUGAUUUUGUGGUACAUUUCUAAAGGGGUUGAUUUCGCCAAAGUUUAUGGUCAAUACAGCCACACAUUGCUUCAUCAUAUUGGGACAAGACUUAGACUCUAUGUAGAAGCAGUUUGUAAGCACUUUUCUAUCAUCAAAAAGCCCCACAUUCUCGCACUAAGAAGGUUUGUGGUUGAGGAAGUUCAUGAUAAUUGCACAUGCACUUGCUCAACUGGCGGUUGCCUUCUAGUCACCAGAAUGAUGAAUCUGCAACGAAAAGUGGAGUUCCGGCUAGAUAAAGAGGGAAAUAGGCGAAUUAAUUUUGACUACGGAUGGGAAACUGCAUGUGAGAUGAGUGUCUUUUUGGACAAUGAGGCCACGGAUCAUUCGUGGAUAGCUGAAAGUUUCUUACGAGCCUUGAAAGUUUAUAUGCUUGAACUCACCCACACAUGCUUCUGCGAGAAACAUCAAUCUACCCAUUCGACUGCGGAUGAAAUAGCAGAAAUUCAAGAAGAAGAAGCCAGCUUAAUCGAACAACUCGAGAACUGGUGCAGAGUCCCAAGAAAUGUUCCGAGCCUUCGAAGGUUCCCUGAGUAUUUUCCUCAAAACCAAGUGGAAACCAAGAAUGGACAAGUAUCUCGCGCAGAACGACAAAAAAAUGGAUGAGGAAAGUUUGCAGAAAAUAAGGAGAUUGGAGUGAUCACGGAGUGAUUUAAGAGCUUUAUUUAAAUGGACGAGGUAGGCAUUACUAUUCCCAAACAUGGUACUGGCGGCUAAUAAUUCAGUUGGAAUGUUUCGGGUUCUUUGCGUAUUUUAAUGGGGUUGUUUAAGGAACGAGAUAGCAAGUGAGCAUGUGUGUAUUUCAAUGAUGGAUGGUUUCAUUUUUUUAAGGUCUACGAAUUAAUACAAA
This is a messenger RNA of Sclerotinia trifoliorum, 1876 nucleotides long. The record is from the annotation of a GenBank genome assembly. Lineage: Eukaryota; Fungi; Ascomycota; Leotiomycetes; Helotiales; Sclerotiniaceae.